Molecule: messenger RNA, 1200 nt
Organism: Phaeoacremonium minimum UCRPA7
Lineage: Eukaryota; Fungi; Ascomycota; Sordariomycetes; Togniniales; Togniniaceae
Exons: 1
Coding region: 1-1200 (399 amino acids)
Source: RefSeq, a predicted model, not a curated record
AUGUCGCUAUCUCUAGAUACUGUUCUUCAGGUGAUUGAGAUUGUAAAUAAGGCCGUAGAGGUGUACCAGCGGAUUCAAGAUGCGCCGGAGCAAAUGCGGCGCAUUGGCAAGCGGAUGGAGCGACUACGGUCGCUUCUAGGCCACCUAGAACAGCUGCUUCGCCGUGAGGAGAAGCGUGCUCUAGCACGCCUCCGUCCCGCGCAGACGGAAGACCUCUUAGCCAUCAUGGAGGACAUACGUGAUGAUUCCGCCAAGGUCGACGCCCUCUUCCACAAAUGGGACAAUGAUAUCGGGCCAUUUGGCUUCCAGUUCCGUUUCAAAACCAUAGCACAGGCCUACUUUGCUCUUGGAAGCAGCUCAGAGAAACUCUCCUCGAUCGCUGAUGACAUCGAGCUGCACCGUCAAGACCUACGCGACUAUCUCCAACUGAUGGGAUGUGUCGGUAUCAAUGAGCUACUCGUUGCGGGCCCUGCUAACUCGGCUCCUAAGGCCGGAGCGAGACCUUCUCCAUCCCCGGCUACGCCUCUGCGAACAGAUUAUAAGAUCAUCUUUAUUGAUCCACAUAACGUUGCACGCAGUGUCGCAUGUGAGGCUUUGACGAAACUGCUUCGAGAAUGGACCGUGAGAACAGGCGGCGAUUGGCGAAUCAAGCUCAUCCACUCGGCUGGGUUCUUUGUAAAGAGCAGAAGUGAGGUCACAGACAUUAUCGACGGCCUGAAGUAUACUUACCCGUCAUACAAGAUGGGGCUCUCCGAAGGCAACGCAAAGCCCAAGGCAGUAGCUUCGGCGGCAGUGUUCGACAACAAGCUAUAUGAUUACCCCUACAAAAAGGCUAUACAGGAGGAGAUAUCUGCCCGCAGAUCUAGAGGGUUGUCGAAAGAUGUGUUCAAAACUUACGAUUACAUCAUCGUCUUCACGUCACGCGAGCAUGACAACAUGGUGAAGCUGCGCAAAGCACUCACUGCCAGAGACGGUAAAGAAGCAGCGCCGAAGGGCAUGGGAAGAGUCCUUCACCUGGGGCAUUAUCUCACCCUGGAUGGUAUUCCCAGAGAGAUAGUCGAUGCCCCGAAAAACAAAGAUGGGACAGAGAGCAGAGAUAAUUGGAACUGGAAGGUGAGCCAGAUGAAAACUGCCAUCAAAGGUUUUCUAAAACAAGAGAUGCGAUGGACCCAGCCGCCGCAGACUGGAAAGGUGUCUUAA